AUGCAGGAAAAAGAACACACUGAGAACGAAGACAACGUCAUUGUCACCGGGCCCACCGACAGCCAUAUUCUCUCCCAGGUCCCCCAGGAUGAGAAAGGCCUCGCGGAAAAGGCCGGCCACACCGAGGAAAUCUCGGACGUCGGAUGGUAUCAAUCUCCUGAUGACAUCGAUGAGCGCAUUGUAUCCGAUACGCCGUUGCAAAGGUUGGAUCUCAUCCGGGCGGAGGAUGAGCAGUUCUCUCCAGACAAACUGCGCGCGACUCUCGAGCGGUUCUAUACCACCAUCUUCGUGUCGUUGACCGGGUUUGUCAAGCAUAUUGCCAGACUGCGCUCCUGGCGAGAGACCCAGAGGACCUCGAUAUUUUGUGCCGUAUACUUUACUGCAUGGUUACUGGAUCUCCUUGUCCCAACCUUCAUCUGUGUCCUCCUCGCAUUGACCGUCUAUCCACCGGCUAGACCAAUACUCUUCCCUCCAGCACCAAUCGCACUGGUGGACUCCAGUACGGGUGGUGUGCAGAAACCUAAGGCGGGCGUACUCGGCUCGCAUGACAGUCUCACCGGCGCCCCAGAGAAAAUGAAAGGCGAGGCAGCGGAGCAAGAGGCCCGCAACCUCAUGACUGGUAUCUCCAGCGUGGUCGUAGGCAGUGUUGCUGGGAAGCACGACCAAGCAACCCCCGAAGGUGCCCCUAUGGAGUCCUCUGUGCCCGAUGCGAUGGACAUAGUCUCUAAGACCGCCGAUGCGCAGACCGCGGCCCAUGGCGAGGUCCCAACUGAAACCCAUGAUAAGACAAAACAACCAAUGAUGACGACAGUCCUCGACGGCGCCAAUCUAUCCAUGCGAGUAUUGAGCGACAUCACUGACACCUACGAGAGACUCGGAAACGUGCUGGUUGCUGCCCUCGCAGUGUCACUGGUGACCACAAACCACUUUUUUGUGAAGACAAGCACAUUUGCACUUGGGGCUGUAUUCUUUGGUGACCCUGUCUUUGCGCGCGCGAUCGCAUAUCUGAACACAAACUUCCCCGGAUGGCAGGCAUCCCUACUGCCCCAGAACUCGCUCCUCAAGGGCAUCCCCACCAACGCCCAACUAACCCUCACGCUUCUUCGCAUCGGCGAGGCCAACACAGCUCCUCUGCCGCCGCCUCCUCGGCAUUCUCUCGAGAAAGCCCCGUCCCAGCCAGCAUCCCUUCACCCAAGCGAAGUCAACCUCGCCGCCUCAGACGAGGAGAUCAGCCAAGCUGCGUCCCCAGAAGCAGACUUACACCCUUCAGAGCAGCAAGAACACCACGAGGCCCAGAAGCCCAAAUCCUGGGCAUCUCGCGUGCUGGACUUCUUCCGCGGGACCACUGCUACCGGGAUUGAGAGCAAGCUAGCCAUCGACCGCGUCCGCGCUGCGGCCGGCUCCAAGCACGCCAAAACGCGGGUUGGCGUCUUGCGCCGCAAGGGCCGUCUCACGCUGCCCUCGGGACCUGUGCACUUCGAUGCCCGGUACAAGGGCAAACGCGGCGCGGCGGUGAUUGACUGCUCGUCCGAGCCGCCCGUGCUCUACUUCACAACGGAUCCAGCCAUCGACCCCAGCGACCAUCGGCUGGAGAGGAGGGAAAAGGCGUCCGUGUUGUUCACCAUCCCUGUGACUGAUAUCCGGGAGAUGCGCAAGAUCGGGGGUCUCGGCUGGAAGGGGAAGCUUGUGACUGGAUGGGCGGUGGGGAGCAAGGAGGUCGUGGAUGGGUUGGUCAUUGUUGGGAAAGAGCCGGAUCAAACGUAUCAGCUUACGGCGAUGCGCAUGAGGAACCAGCUGUUUAAUCGCUUGGUGGCUAUUGAUGGACAGGUUUGGGAAAGCUGUUGA
Aspergillus terreus NIH2624 is the source of this 1845-nucleotide messenger RNA. RefSeq names its product DUF3292 domain-containing protein. The transcript is spliced from 5 exons. NCBI's taxonomy places the organism in Eukaryota, Fungi, Ascomycota, Eurotiomycetes, Eurotiales, Aspergillaceae. Bases 1 to 1845 code for a protein of 614 amino acids. The record is from RefSeq and is a predicted model, not a curated record.